AUGGCAUCGGUCGAACCACGCCAGUCAGUCGCCAUUGUUGGCACUGGUAUGGCGGGGUUGAUCACUGCUUGGAUAGUAAGAAACGACUCACGCGCGAGGUUUGAUGUAGAAGUCUUCGAAAAGCAAAAAACUCUGUCGCUUGACUCGGCAUCUCUCACUGUCUCAAAUUUGUCAGGGGAUAAACAACGCGUGGAUUUACCAAUGCGCGCGUUUGCAAGCGGCUUCUAUGAUAAUUUGAAGCGCAUGUAUGAUUAUUUUGGGAUCGAAUAUGGCAAGCAGAAAUUUAUCUUCCCGUUUUCGAUUGUGGAGAAUGAAACAGAGCCUGGCAGGAGUCCCAAAAUACAUACCAGUUUUAUUCAUUCAUCUCACACUCAUCAAUUUCCCCCGCUACGGCCUCAAGGUUCUACAUGGCUUACAUGGCUUAUCGAGGCCCUGUAUCUGGGAAUCUGUUACCUCUGGAUUGUGAGCUGCUCAAUAAUCAUCAAGCCCAAAGAGGCCAAUGGCUCAAGGCCCUCGGAAACAUUUCGUCAGUACGCGGCGCGCAUUCAUUUGCCACAGUACUUCGUGAAGAAUUAUUACCUGCCAAUCAUGUCUGCAGUGACAACCUGCCCUCAUAACGCGCUACUGGAUUUCCCAGCCAUAGACAUCGUCGACUACCAAGCAAAAACUUUCGGGAACUCACAUUACACUGUCAUCGGUGGCGUUAGCAAAGUUCAAGAUAAACUUUCCAAGGGUCUCAACGUGCACUAUUCCUCAGCUGCAAUCAGGGUCGAGAACGUCGGUGCCAAAGUGCAACUGACCUGGAAGAACGAUAUUACUGGCUUGACAGAGUCCAAACUAUUCGAUCAUGUUAUUAUGGCGGUCACACCGGACGUUGUCCGUGCAAUUUUCCCGCCCUUACGAAGUGCGUCGUUAGUGGGGGGGAUCCGUUCCGAACCUGGCCUUCCGUCGCCAGAAAGAAUUCAUCUAUGCUCGAAUUCUUCAUCCACGGAAUUUACGCAUGAACAUCUUUCCUCGGUAAUAAUUACGACUUCGCCUAUUCUUCCUAUUGAUCCCUCAAAAAUCGAACACACUGUGUUCUUUACGCGAACUUUACGAACUCCCCUGAGCCGGAAAGUCACAAAGGAGAUUUUCGACCCGAAGACAUCUGGCGAUUUUGGGGAUUCUAAGCAGUGGCGGAAUGGAGAUGGAAACAUCUGGCUUGUCGGUAGCUGGUGCUGGGAUGGAAUGGUGCUACUUGAAGGCUGCAUUGCUUCCGCACUACGAGUUGCCGAGGAGUUAGACAUCGAGGUGCCAUGGGCAUUAUGA
This is a messenger RNA of Penicillium malachiteum, 1308 nucleotides long. RefSeq lists its product as uncharacterized. The record is from RefSeq and is a predicted model, not a curated record. The transcript has 3 exons. The coding region runs from base 1 to 1308 and encodes 435 amino acids. Gene Ontology annotation, molecular function: oxidoreductase activity. Lineage: Eukaryota; Fungi; Ascomycota; Eurotiomycetes; Eurotiales; Aspergillaceae.